CGAUAUUUGGAUCAAUUCUCGGCGCCCACAUGACCCGGAUGUGACGUCACGCGUUUUGAACGCCAAGUUCGCCAACCAAGCGGGUGUAAGAAGUGAUCAUGUCUCAGGAGUUUCACGUCGUCAAAUGUUUCAGCUGUCUCUCCUUCCAGGGCCAGCACGUGAAGAAGGUGAAAAGGUGGACUUGUAAACUCUGUGGAGAGAAGCAGUCUUUGCUCAAGGAGUUCGGUCGAGGAAGUGGCGCCGACUGCAGACGUCAUGUUCAAAAACUUAACGCCAUGAGAGGAGCCAUGUUGGAGGAAGGAGACGAGCGGUUGCUACGGGAGCAAGAGGACCAGGCAGGAAGUGAGGAGCACAAGGACCACCAAGUGUGCGUGCAGGUGGGACACACCCAGGUGAGCCGCUGGAGUAAAUACCUGCACACACCCGAGGAAGACGAUCAUGUUUCGACGAGCUUUCAGCAAUCCCAAGGCGGCAUGGACAGGAAGAGGAGGAGAGAAGGCGAGGAAGAUGACAGCCGGACGCCGAAACAGAUGCAACAUGGCCGACCACCAUUCAUGCAACCUGACAGUACCGGCCCCCCCAAUCUUAAAACCUCAUUUAGCAACCAAGCCGGCCCCCCCAGUCCUAAAACCACAUUUACUGAUCAGGCUGCGCCACCCAGUCUUAAGACCUCAUUUAGCAACCAGGCCGGUCCCCCCAGUCCUAAAACCAGAUUUACUGAUCAGGUGGGCCCCCCCACUCCUAAAACCUCAUUUAGCAACCAGGCUGGUCCCCCCAGUCUUAAAACCUCAUUUAGCAACCAGGCUGCCACCCCCACUCCUAAAACCUCAUUUAGCAACCAGGCCGGCCCCCCCACUCUUAAAACCUCAUUUAGCAACCAGGCUGCGCCACCCAGUCUUAGAACCACAUUUAGCAACCAGGCCGCCCCCCCUACUCCUAAAACCUCAUUUAGCAACCAGGCUGCGCCACCCAGUCUUAAAACCACAUUUAGCAACCAGGCCGGCCCCCCUACUCCUAAAACCUCAUUUAGCAACCAGGCCAGCCCCCCUAGUCCUAAAACCUCAUUUAGCAACCAGGCCUGCCCUCCCAGUCUUAAAAGCACAUUUAGCAACCAGGCCAGUCUCCCCAGUCCUAAAACUGCAUUUACUGAUCAGGCCGGCCCCAGCAUUCUUAAAACCACAUUUAGCAACCAGGCCGGCCCCCCCAGUCUUAAAACCACAUUUAGCAACCAGGCCGGCCCCCCCAAUCUUAAAACCUCAUUUAGCAACCAAGCCGGCCCCCCCAGUCCUAAAACCACAUUUACUGAUCAGGCUGCGCCACCCAGUCUUAAGACCUCAUUUAGCAACCAGGCCGGUCCCCCCAGUCCUAAAACCACAUUUACUGAUCAGGCGGGCCCCCCCAGUCCUAAAACCUCAUUUCGCAACCAGGCCGGCACCCCCAGUCUUAAAACCACAUUUAGCAACCAGGCCGGCCUUCCCAGUCCUAAAACCACAUUUACCAACCAGGCCAGCCCCCAAAGUCCUAAAAGCACAUUUACUGAUCAGGCUGCGCCACCCAGUCUUAAAACCUCAUUCACCAACCAGGCCGGCCCCUCCAGUCCUAAAACCACAUUCACCAACCAGGCCGGCCCCCCGAGCCCGCCCUCUGGUUCAAGGUGGGCCGCUUUCCUCCCAGGUGACUUCCAGGCUAACACGGUCAGUGGGAAGAGUCAACAUGACAGCAGCGAGGCCCCGCCCCUCCCAUGGUCCCGCCCCCUACUUACCGGUUCCUCCAUGUUUGAGAGUGGGGAGGAUUUCGAUGUCACCUUUGACCUCUGAGAAGGACACGAUGGCGUUCGGCAGACGCGAGGCAACAUGCUGGAUGUUGAUUGGUCCGCCGCUAUAACCGCACUGCCUGUCUGUUCCUGAUGAUCAGAAUCAUUUCUAGAAGGUUCUUGAGUGUUCAUGUUCCGUCUUCCAAGUGGCAUAUGACAAAUAUGUUAGUCUGAAUGUAACUGAGAUGUAUCUUAGCAUUAAAACAUUGUAAAUACGACACAUUGUGCAUAAUAAGUAACUGAGAUGUAACUUAGCAUUAAAACAUUGUAAAUACGACACAUUGUGCAUAAUAA
This is a messenger RNA of Entelurus aequoreus (snake pipefish), 2107 nucleotides long. It is a transcript of the gene mrnip, whose product is annotated as MRN complex interacting protein. Gene Ontology annotation, cellular component: nucleus. The transcript has 7 exons. The coding region runs from base 99 to 1817 and encodes 572 amino acids. NCBI's taxonomy places the organism in Eukaryota, Metazoa, Chordata, Actinopteri, Syngnathiformes, Syngnathidae. Gene Ontology annotation, molecular function: chromatin binding. Gene Ontology annotation, biological process: mitotic G2 DNA damage checkpoint signaling. The record is from RefSeq and is a predicted model, not a curated record.